AUGACGGUGGGCCUCGCUCGAGCACGGUCGUCGCUACACUUCGUCCGCAUCGCCCAGUACCGACGAUGUUACUCGACACGCCCGCCGUCCCUCACCCUCCUCGGCAAGGAGUACCCCACAGACAGCACGACGAACAUCACCUCCGCCAUCGCAGACAAGGUCGGCCGCAACCUCUACACGGACCCCGCCCACCCGCUCGGCAUCCUGCACGCCCUCGUCUCCUCCCACUUCCACGACUUCCGCUCGCACGUCGGCCUGCCCCCCGUCGUCACCCCCGCGCAGAACUUCGAUGACCUCGGCUUCCCCCCAGACCACCCCGGCCGCGCCCCGACGGACAGCUACUACCUGAACCGGGACGCGAUGCUCCGCACGCACACGUCCGCGCACGAGGUCGAGACGUUCGCGCGCGGCGAGCGCCGCUGGCUGCUCGCCGCGGACGUGUACCGCCGCGACGAGAUCGACGCGUCGCACUACCCCGUCUUCCACCAGAUGGAGGGCGCCCGCGUGUUCGGCGCCGACGAGGCGGGGCGCGCGGAGGUCGAAGCGGACAACGCGCGGCUCGAGCACCAUCUUGCGCGGUCGAACAUCGUCAUCGAGGACGUGCCGCACAUCUCGGCGACCAACCCGAGGCAGGAGGCGCACGACCCGGUCAUGGCGGAGCUCGUCGCGAAGAACUUGAAGCUGUCGCUGAACAGUCUGAUGUUGACGCUGUUCGGGGACAGAGGGGGUGUGAACGAGGACGAGCCGUUGCGCGUGAGGUGGAUUGAGGCGUUCUUCCCGUUCACGACGCCGAGCUAUGAGGUCGAGGUGUUCUUCCGCGGGAAGUGGCUGGAGAUUCUGGGGUGCGGAGUUGUGCAGCAACGUACGCUAGACCGUGCCAGGGUUCCUGAUAGCAUUAGCUGGGCUUUCGGUCUUGGGUUGGAGCGCAUUGCUAUGAUCCUGUUCUCAAUACCGGACAUUCGCCUCUUCUGGUCACAAGAUCCGCGCUUCGUUUCUCAAUUCACGGCCGGCCAGAUCAGCACCUUCAAGCCAUACUCGAAAUAUCCUGCGUGCUACAAGGAUGUCAGCUUCUGGCUGCCGGGGAGUGGUCUGCACGACAACGACUUCUGUGAUUUGGUCCGGGAUACUGUCGGCGACUUGGUACAAGACGUCGUGCUGAUCGAUGACUUCACACACCCAAAAACAAACCGGCGCAGUAAAUGCUAUCGCAUAAACUACUGUUCCAUGGACAGAUCACUGUCCAAUGAGGAAGCGAAUGAAGUCCACACGCAGGUCAUCGCAAACCUCAAGGACAAGUUCGGAGUAGAGAUACGUUAA
This is a messenger RNA of Dichomitus squalens LYAD-421 SS1, 1317 nucleotides long. RefSeq names its product phenylalanyl-tRNA synthetase. The record is from RefSeq and is a predicted model, not a curated record. The coding region runs from base 1 to 1317 and encodes 438 amino acids. NCBI's taxonomy places the organism in Eukaryota, Fungi, Basidiomycota, Agaricomycetes, Polyporales, Polyporaceae. The transcript is spliced from 4 exons. Gene Ontology annotation, biological process: phenylalanyl-tRNA aminoacylation. Gene Ontology annotation, molecular function: tRNA binding; phenylalanine-tRNA ligase activity; ATP binding. Gene Ontology annotation, cellular component: mitochondrion; cytoplasm.